AUGCUUCCUCUCGCGCCGUUGGCGUUCCCGAGCGCGUGCGCGGUGGUCAGGCCGCGCGGGAUCGGCGCCGCGUGCGUCGCGGUGGACGAGUCCGCGGCGAUACGGCGCAUGGAGGCGACGAUAGAGGCGCAGGUGCGUCCGCCGUUCGCGCCCGCGGUCUCGACGAAACAUCCAUCGACGCGUCCGUUCCGUUCCCCUCACGCCUCUCCCCCGCUCCGUCGUCGUCGUCGUCGUCGUCGCGCGCAGAGGAACAUGAUACGCCAAGCGCUCGCGGACACGGUCCCGCUCGGGCAGAAGACCGUCAGGGGGACGCUCACGGACAUGAUGCACGACGGCGACGGGCACGAAGUCGAGGAGGACGACGGCGACGACGGCGACGGCAGCGGCACGGACGACGGCAUGAGCGAGAGCGACGGCGGGGAGGACGACGCCGGAGACUUCGAGUAG
Molecule: messenger RNA, 447 nt
Organism: Micromonas pusilla CCMP1545
Lineage: Eukaryota; Viridiplantae; Chlorophyta; Mamiellophyceae; Mamiellales; Mamiellaceae
Exons: 1
Coding region: 1-447 (148 amino acids)
Source: RefSeq, a predicted model, not a curated record